AUGUAUACAUUUUUUUUCAAUUGUUUUGCAGUUAAAGACGGAGUGCUUCCGCAGAUUACACAGAUUGCUGCAGUGGAGUUACAGUCAGGAGAGCAGUUCAAUACAUAUGUUAAACCAACAGUUCCCAUUUCUAUGGCUGCAACAACUGUUACUGGCAUAUCAUUUUAUAAUGAGGAAAUGACAGUAAAUGGAACAAAAGUGCAAUCAGUGUCCAUAAAAACUGCUAUGGAUGAAUUUGUUAAUUGGAUAUCCAAAUUCAAAAGUGUAUGUUUAGUAGCUCACAAUGGUCGCAGAUUUGACUUUCCCAUUCUUGUGUCUACAUUAAAGAACAUUGGAGCUCAGGAUAAGUUAUCAGAAUGUGCAUUCAUUGACUCCAUGUCAGUGUUUCGAAAGCUUUAUCCGAACACAUCACUGAAACAAGUAGACCUUGUGUCAUCCUUACUUGGUGAAACAUACGAUGCACACAAUGCCAUGGGUGAUGUGGUUGCCCUUGGGAAAUUAAUCAAGUUUGUGAACCUCUCAAGUAAUGAUUUAAUGGCUCAUAGUUUUACUCAGUCAGCAAUUGCUAAUAACAUGGCUUUCAAUAAAUCUAAAACACUGAAUUUGCCAUCAUUGAAUCCGUUGAUUUAUUCAGGUGUGAUAAAAAAACCUACCGCUGAAAACAUUGCUGGGUCUGGUCUGAAUAUAAAUCACUUAAAACUGUUGCAUACCAGAGGUGGGGAAGAUGCUUUAAAAGAUGUGUUUAUUUCCAAGAACUCAGAAGGCUUACCAAGAGUCUCUAACAAUAAGAAAGUGUUGGAAGAGAUUGUACCACAAAUUGCUAAAUAUUUUGAAAAUCACUAGAUUUUUAUACUCUGGUAUAAUAACUGUUCAGGGACAAAAAUGUUUUCUGUACAUUUAUUUGUCUGUACAUCCACAGUGAUAAUUAAGGAAAUAACAAUAUAGGUGUUCUAUAUUUAUUGCAAUGUUCUUAUCUAUAAAACAUCAUACAAUGUAUUUACCAGAAAAUAUUUAUGUAAUGCGUAAGAUAUAUUAUUUACUCAAAUUUUGU
This is a messenger RNA of Mercenaria mercenaria, 1051 nucleotides long. RefSeq lists its product as uncharacterized. Gene Ontology annotation, biological process: DNA catabolic process. The coding region runs from base 1 to 843 and encodes 280 amino acids. Gene Ontology annotation, cellular component: cytoplasm. The record is from RefSeq and is a predicted model, not a curated record. Lineage: Eukaryota; Metazoa; Mollusca; Bivalvia; Venerida; Veneridae. The transcript has a single exon. Gene Ontology annotation, molecular function: 3'-5'-DNA exonuclease activity; nucleic acid binding.